Molecule: messenger RNA, 1440 nt
Organism: Hyla sarda
Lineage: Eukaryota; Metazoa; Chordata; Amphibia; Anura; Hylidae
Product: vomeronasal type-2 receptor 26-like
Exons: 4
Coding region: 1-1440 (479 amino acids)
Biological process (GO): G protein-coupled receptor signaling pathway
Cellular component (GO): membrane
Molecular function (GO): G protein-coupled receptor activity
Source: RefSeq, a predicted model, not a curated record
AUGCCUUUCGAAGAGGCAACAAGAUUUGUCAGCGAGAACACUGGAAUUAGUGAUGUUCUGCUGCCGAUAUUCCAUUUGGAGCAAACGUUCACAGUUAUUAUUGAGGAAGGAGGGAUAGAGGAAGGUUCACAUCUGGAUAAGGAACCUUCACAAGUGACAGUGAAGAUGAUGAUGACCAACCUUGGCAAUGCGUCAUACACGGUGGGGUUCGCAGCCAUCUGGGAAAAUCACUGGUUAGCUAAUACUUUACCUACAGAGGUGUUCCAGCUGCCUGGGUUCAGCGCCAAUUCAGCAUUGUUUGAGCUCUACCCGACAGUGGCAGCGGCUAGUGUGGGGGUCAUCAGUGGUACAAGAAGACAGUUAUGUUUGUGUCAGAUAAUGCGGCUACAGUUGACAUACUACUCAAGGGUCCCAGUAUCCUGCUGCUCAGACCCAUGUUUACCUGGAAGCCGGAAAAAGGCGGGAAAAUCAAUCUAUACCUGCUUCUAUGACUGCGUCCCAUGUUCAGAAGGAGAGAUAUCCAAUAUAACCGAUUCAGAAAACUGCAUGAAAUGCCCAAGUGAUGAAUGGCCAAAUGAGAAGAGAGACCGAUGCCUGCCCAAAGUCAUAGAUUUCAUCUCUUACCAAAAUGACACAAUGGCUUCUGUAUUCUCCUGUGUCUCCAUCUUCGGAUGUCUUGUGACUGGCUUCAUAUUUGGAAUAUUUAUCUCCUACCGGGACACUCCUAUUGUUAAAGCUAAUAACCGAAACCUGAGUUAUCUCCUCCUGGUCUCCAUCCUCCUCAGCUUCCUCUCUGUCUUCUUAUUUCUUGGUCGUCCCAGUGAUGUCUCUUGUAGAUUACGUGAAACCAGUUUUGGAGUCUUCUUCUCAGUCGCCGUCUCUUCUCUUCUUGUCAAGACUGUUAUGGUUUGUGUUGCUUUUAAGUCCACAAAGCCUGGAAGUCCCUGGAGAAAAUGGCUGAGUGUGAAGCUGCCCUAUACCAUAGUGUUGUUGUGUUCAUCCAUUCAAGUUGUAAUCUGUGUUAUCUGGUUGUCUAUCUCUCCCCCAUUCCAGGACCUGGACACUCAGUCUUAUCUUGGGAAGAUCAUCAUUCAGUGUAAUACAGGUUCAGAUAUCUGGUUCUACUCUGUGUUGGGUUAUCUGGGGUUCCUGGCAGCGGUGAGCUUUGUUCUGGCUUUCAUGGUGAGGACAUUACCGGACACUUUCAAUGAGGCCAAGUACAUCACCUUCAGCAUGCUGCUGUUCUGCAGUGUCUGGAUCGCCAUGAUCCCGGCUUAUCUGAGCACCACAGGGAAAUCCAUGGUGGCUGUGGAGAUCUUUGCAGUAAUGGCGUCCAGUGCUGGACUUUUAGGGUGUGGGUUUUUCCCAAAAUGUUUUAUCAUUUUAUUGAAAUCUGAAAUGAAUAGAAAAACUGACCUACUGGGGAAAAGGAAGAAAUGA